Molecule: messenger RNA, 675 nt
Organism: Ilex paraguariensis (yerba mate)
Lineage: Eukaryota; Viridiplantae; Streptophyta; Magnoliopsida; Aquifoliales; Aquifoliaceae
Source: the annotation of a GenBank genome assembly
AUGAAGAGCUUGAAUGCAGGAAGAAGAAAUUGGUGGAGCAGAAGUUGGUCCCAGAUGGAAAGAAUCCCGUCCCAGAAGGAAAAAAAUCCUGUUCUAGAAUUAGCAGAAGGAGAAAAGGAAACUUUGAUCAAGAAAAAAGGAAAACAAGUUCUAACGGUGGAGAAGGAGGGGAGGAAUAUUCUGUCGUUGGGCAAUGGAUUUAGGAAACAUUCGGAUAUUAAUGGAGUCCAAAAAGAAACCACAAUAAAUUUGGAAACUGCGGAUCCAUCGGGCAAGGAUGAGCAGAAUUCGAAAACAACUGAUUCUUCGGCAGAAUAUGCUUCUCCGAACAAGGUUAACGAUGAUGCUGAUAAUGAAAAAGGUCUAGUAGACGUUACAGUAAAUGAACAGUGUAUUUCAGAUACAUUUCUGUUAGAUCAUCACUUUGAACGCCAAGAAAGAGGUGAUAUUGUUGUGGAUGAUGUUAUGGGGUUAAUAUGUAAUAAAGAGCUGUCGGAUAAGGGGUUUUACUCCGGUAAUGACAUAGAUUAUUGUAUUGAAGUUGAUUCCCAACAUUCAGAUUCUGGAAUCAGGGUGAAUGAGCAAGUUGAAGAAGUUCAAAGUAUCCCCCACAUGGGUAUGACUACUAGACCCAGGUCUAGCAAACUUUCUCAAUCCAAUUCUUUAAAUGAUUAA